UGGUGAUUGUCAUUGAUUUGUAUUGUUAAUUGGUCAAACAAAAGAUAAUUUUAUUGUUCUUUUGUAGAUUAUGCAUAUUUGAAUGAAUAUAUCAUAAUUUAGUUUAUGACUUGUUUCUUUGUGUUCUACUAGCAUUAGUCCCGAAGCCUUGAAUAGAAACACUAGUUCGUGAACUCGCGAUGUACAUAACAAAUAAUUUAGUCGGCCAGUGCUUUUGUUUUCGAAUUUUCAACUUUUAGUAGUUGAUUCUACGUGAAAAUCUACGAGGAUAUUUCAGUAAAUUUUUUUAAUUGUUGUUAAGUUGACCAGUUAAUCUAAUUAACCAUGUCUAGGUGUGAUUUUAAAGUGGUUUUAUUAGGUUGUGAACAUGUUGGAAAAACCAGCUUGGUUAUAAGAUUUGUUACUUGCAGCUUUAACGGUAAUGCCCCAUAUCAAAAUACGAUCGGUGCAGCAUUUUGUGCCAAAAAAAUGUACUCGAAAGGAAGGGAUUUCAACGUUGGGAUAUGGGACACUGCUGGUAGUGAAAGAUAUGAAUCCAUGACUAAAACCUACUAUCGUGGCACACAUGCAGCUAUAAUCUGCUACGAUCCUUGCGACAUCUACUCGUGGGAGAGGCUCCAGCAUUGGAUGCGAGAACUAAGGAUCGUGGAAGAGGACUGCAAGGUAUACCUCUGUGGUACCAAGAAGGACAUCGUGGACUCGGGCGCGGCCGCCAGGGAAGUGUCCGAGGAAACUGUCGCCAAUUACUCUAAGGGUCUGAACGGCCACUUCCUUACAUCCAGCAAAACUGGAGAGAAUGUCGAGGAACUUUUCCAAAAAGUCGUCGACGACUGCGUAGCUGAUCUGAAACUGAUGAAAGAUGUCGAAGAGCAUAGGCGGCAACUAAUAACAAUAGAGCCGGUGAAACAUAAACGGUUUUGUGCAUGUUGAUGUAAUAAUAACUAUAUUUUUGUAUGGCAACACUAGCAAUAAUAGUGUUUGCAUUAACCAAACACGGGCUAGAAUCCAGGGCUGUAAAAUUUAUAAAAAAAAUAAUAAUAUUAAAAAGCUUUACUAAGAAUUUUAGCGGGAAAAUUUUUACUAUGUAAUGUGUUUUUUUUUUAUUUACGACAAUUUAUUAUAAUUUUUUAAAAAGCUUUAUUUUUUUUGUCUAUUGUCACAAAAAUAUUAUUAUUGUCUUAUAAAUAAGGGUCAAAAUAUUUAAUGUUUUAAGCUUAGAUCUUGUGCCUCUAGCUUAGAUUAUAUAGAUAGAGUGUCUCCACGCAAAUACUUUGUCAAUCGGCCAAAUAUUAGUUUAAAAAAUCUUAUCUGGGAAAUUUUUGUUCCAAUUACUUGCAACACUGAAAAAUGUGUGUUUUUAUUAAAAAAAAAAUACAUUUGUCAUAUUUUUGUGAGCCAUUCGUCAAAUUAGCUUACUGAAUUUUUACAUGUUUUUUACAUUCGAUCUGUAUAUAAUCUAUAUAAUAUCUAUAAUUUAAAGCCUCUAGAUGUAGUGUCAGGUCUCAAAAAAUGUCGCAAAGAACUGUUGACUGACGUUUUUUAUUCGUUUUAUGCGAAAUUAUAAAAAUAUAGUAUUGACAAUAAAAUAAAUUUAAAAAAACGAACGGCCUGUAUUCUAGAAGCAAAAAAUUAAAAGAUCAAUACAAUUUUUUAUUGUAUAAAAGGGUCUGAUUUAAAAAAAAAAGUUGGGCAGUUUGUCUAUGCAUUUCUAGAGAGACGCUUUAUCUGUGUUUAUAAUCUAUUAUAUAUGUGUAUUAAUUGCUCAGAGCAACAAAAAUAUAGAUGCAUUUUAAGGUCACAAAACAAUGCUAAAAAUUUGUCAUUUCUUUUUUUUUUUAUUGUAGUAAUGUAAAGGUGUUGCCAGAAAUAACUUCUCAAAUUACCCCAAAUUACUAGGAUUUUUUUAAUGUUAAAGUCUCGUUAUAAAUUCUUCGUCUUUGAUAAAUUUUAUGUAAUGGUCUAAGCAUUGAAUUACUCCAUUUAUUAAAAUAUAAAAAUUGCAAAACUUUAUAUAGCUUUAAAACAUAUUAAUAUUAAAAAAAAAAACAUACAUUGAUAUACAACCUUUUUUUUGUUGGUCUGAACUUAAUAUGAAUUGUCUAUGCUCUCUCUCUCUUUUGACGGUACAAAAGAUACCAUAAGUCUAUAAACCACAAACGUCCCACUACUGGGCAUAUGAUCUCACUAUGUAUAAAGUAGACAUCCAACUCUCAUGCCAGUACGCUCGUCAUGUUGUUUCUUACCACCACCACCAACAGUGAGGGUUGAUAGGUGAGGAUGGUGGCAGAUCAGUUGAUACCAUCGUGUAUUCCACUAGUGUCAGCCACGACAGCUUCCGAGACCGCGUGGAUAGUAUAUUGCUAGCAACGUGACCCCUGAAAGUAUUUUUCACGUUACCCAUUUCCUGUAGUAUAAAAAAACAUGUGAUAUUUAUUAUAUUCUAUUUUAGUUCUGUACUGCCGUGCGGUCCCGGCAUAGAAUAGGCCACCCCUUCCUUUUCCGUGGGUGUCGUGAGAGGCGACUAAGUGAGGGCCAGGGAUGGACAGCAGCGUCUCUCUUUAAACAUCUGUAAAGCCUAACUGCGGUUGCCAACUCGCCUGCCAAGCGUUGCAACUACUGGCAGACCCCCCAAGGGGGGAGAAGGGAUUGUUAGUAAUGGAGACUGAGAAUCCCAUUGCUAGCAGUAUAACCAGGUCGACCUCCUCGCGUUUCUCCCUGGAAACUGUCAUGGUUAAUUCUUGAUGAAUUUAUCAUGAUGGGCUAACUGGCCUGUUUUCAUUCUCAUCUAUCACCCUUCACUGGGGCCCCGCCAGCGUAUCCCGUUAGUGCAGGCGGGGUUACCAUAUCAUUUUCACCUAUCAAAAAAAAACCCCAAGGGAGAGGCUUAUGUUCAGGAGUGGAGAGUUAAAGGCUGAUGAUGAUGAUGAUAUUAGUUUAAGUUGUUUAUUGUAUCAGCCAUUAACUGGCCACUGCUCUACAUUGCCUUCCCCAUAAAGAGGAGUUCGCCGGUAGUUGCCACGCUUGGCAGGUGCUUGGUAACCGCAGUUUUUUUUAUAUAACUUAGAAUGGCAAACAAGCUGAUGGCCCACCUGAUGGAAAGUGGUAACUGUCGCCUAUACACAUGAGCAGUACCAUGGACAUGACAGAGUAUACUGUUUCGCCCAUGAUACCCCCCAUGCGUUGCCAUUCCUGAGGACUCGGGUGUUAUUCCUCUGUACCCUGUAAAUUCACGCCAUAUCCCACCCUUCAAACCGAAACACAGCCAUGCAGACAACUGCUUCACGGUUGAAACACAAAUGGGACAGAGGUACCCAAGCAAUCGACUUUUGUACAAAGUCUCCCUCUGGUUAAACUUUAUAGAUGUUUUAAGAGGGACGCUGCUGUUCAUCCCUCUAUCAAUGAGCUCCCUUAAUCGCCUCUCACGACAUCCACGGGAAAGGAAGGGAUGGGCUACUCUAUGCCGGGAUUACACGGUCAAUUAAUCACACUAAAUAUGUCAAUUAGGGGGGAAAGGGAUUGUUAGUAAUGGAGACUAAAAAUCCCAUUGCUGGCAAUAUACCCAACCAGGUCGACCUCCUCGCGGUUCCCCCUGGAAACUAUCAUGGUUAAUUCCUGAUGAAUUCAUCAUGAUGGGCUAACUGGCCUGUUUUCAUUCUCAUCUAUCACCCUUCACUGGUGCUCCGCCAGCGUAUCCCGUUAGCGCAGGCGGGGUUACCGUACCAUUUUCAUCCACCAAAAAAAAAUAUGUCAAAUAACUGUGCAUUAGAUUAAUUUUCUUGACGUUUUUCCGAUAAUGUGUGGUCUUUUUUUUUGUAAUACUGUACAAAGACUGGGCCCAAAGUGAAACAGCUUUAUAUAUUUAUAACAGCCAUUUAACAUGUUUUUUUUAAUUCAAUUAACUUUUAGAUUAACUUGUGGAUAAAUAAUCUUUUAUAGUUUCCACUAAGAUCAAUUUUUGUAAUGAAAUAAAAGUGCUUUGUAUAUUUUCA
Messenger RNA from Galleria mellonella (greater wax moth), 3989 nucleotides. Its product is annotated as ras-related protein Rab-24-like. The transcript is spliced from 5 exons. Gene Ontology annotation, molecular function: GTP binding; GTPase activity. Bases 325 to 930 code for a protein of 201 amino acids. NCBI's taxonomy places the organism in Eukaryota, Metazoa, Arthropoda, Insecta, Lepidoptera, Pyralidae. The record is from RefSeq and is a predicted model, not a curated record.